Molecule: messenger RNA, 2775 nt
Organism: Porites evermanni
Lineage: Eukaryota; Metazoa; Cnidaria; Anthozoa; Scleractinia; Poritidae
Source: the annotation of a GenBank genome assembly
AUGACGGACAAUACCCUUGAGGAUUCACUCCUUCGCCCAGUACAAGAAGAAGGACAGCAGAAAACGCCGGCCACACUUGAAAUGCUGGCAGACCUUCUGCACAAGAACCCUGAUCUGUUACCCCUACUACAGACACAAGGACGUGGAAAUGCCAUAAGUAGAAGGCUACAACCCAUCACCAGUGCCUUAGCAGCAGUGGCCUGUGGAAGCUAUUCUUGGAUCAGGUUUUUGGUAGUGUUCUUGUUGACAGCCCUUUUUAAUGUUGUUAACCUGAAGCCAGAAAUACCGAAAGAAAGGCGUGCGCAGUUGGACAAGAUUGAGAGGGAUCUUGGGGACGUAAAGAGGAAACACGAGAAGGUUCUUCAUGACAAGACAAGAAUGGAAGAAAAGGUAUUGCCGCAAUUUGCUUUUUUGUUUAUUUUUUUCACAAAUAAACUUAAAGGCCAGAUAAAAAAUAUUAGGUAAUAAAUAUUUAGAUAAAAUACGCUAUAAUUGUGCUUUGAAGGCCUGGCAGAAUAAAGUCCUGCUUUAGUACCAUUAAAUGAACGUGCACCCCAGAAUUGUGAAAGAUAGAAUUUACUCUCUUGAUAGGCAGUCAUUGGUUUGAGCCCAAGCAGUCCUAGCUGAUAUAAAAUUUUAUUAUAUCCAUUUUGAAGUCACUGGUGAUCCCUGCAAUCUGAUUGGCUCUCAGGAGUGUGAUUUAUUCACGAGUCACACUAUUUUUUGCUCUAAGUCACAUUUGUUCUAAAUCACGUCAUUCAGGAUCUAAAUCGCAUCAUUUCUAUUUUAAAUUGCACCACUUUCGCUCUAUAUUGCAUCAUUUCUGAUCAAUUCUGUUUCGUGUACGUACGAAGUGAGGUGUAUUAUACAUCACUACAAAGACUCCAAAGACCCCCCAUGGAUGAGAAUAAACCUUAUUUCGGCUAUUUCAUAGAAUAUCCCAACAUUUUCCGAAAUUUAGCCAAGUUUUGAAAGGUCAGCAUGAAGUAAGGGCUAACUUCACAAACUCAGUAGAGAAACGAUUUCACAUACUGUGCGAGCGUGUGUAAAAAAUGACUCCAGUCUCCUGUGUAAGGGUCACACUCGGUAUUCCUAUAAAACACAGAUAAUGGGAAAUAUACUAAACACACCGUAUGGACGAUGAGAAGUGAGAAAAGGCCUCUCUUCCUCUUUUCCUCCUUCCCAUCGUCCCCCGAGCGCUUUUAAGUUUUUUCCUCUCCCCAGCCCCCCAAUGACACAAUAGGGAGUUUAAGCAGCGACGUUUUUGAGCGUCGCGCGUCAACCAGAACCGAGUCUUUUUCUCCUUUUAUGUCUUGAUGCUAUCAGAUUUGUAUUGCUAAGUGCCUUUACCCUUGUAAAGACGAUUUGCCCAAAAAUUUGUUCAAAAUCACUGCUCAAGAGUGCAAAAAACUCCACUUUCGGUUGACGUGCAUCGCUCAAAAACGUCGCUGCUUAAUCUCCCUAAUGAGGCUCCUCCCCUGAGGAGGAGAAAGUGCCCCCCUUUUUGUCUGAUUUGCAAUGAACUAAGGGGAUAAACUACGCAGGGUCAAUUAGCCACUAGUUUCCCCUUUUGUGUCAAAGAUACUCAUUAGUAAUAAUUUUGACCACCUACUCUUUAUUUAUUUGAAAAUUAUUUAGAUCCAAACAGCUGCUGAAAGUUACUACAGGAUCUCCCGAAACGAUAACCUCGAACUGGAAAUGGGACUCGUCAAUUCCACAUAUGUUCUGGGCACAUGCCAAGAUGCUUUGAAGUAUUUAGAAACUGAGAUCUCUGACCUGCAGCGUGGAACAAAACUAACCCCUACUCAUAUUCUUAAACAAGUGAUCAUUUUCAUGGGGUUAGUUAUCGCAGCUGUUUUAACUGUUGGCAGUAAGUUCAUUAUGUUCUCUUGUAUAUGGUUUAAGACUUGGGACAUUUGAACCCUUCAUACGCUUUAAAGGUACGGGUUAAGAUGCCAAAGGAUAAGGUUUUUUAUCAUUUAUUCAAAAUAUUUGUCCGUUUUUUAUUGACUCAGAUUUCCGUUUAAUUCUUUAUAACCGCUUGCGUCGACCAAAUUUGGAAGACGAUUGCAAUAUCCAAUAAAGUGACGUCAAUUGUGUAGGAUAACGCCAGAAAAAGGCACGGUUUGCAAAAAGACCUCGGAACAAGGUUGCGUUAAUAUUAUUUUGGUAAAGCUGGAGAACAUGGCGGAAGACCUUACACUUGUUGUGAAGAGGGAAUAGCCGAACUACUUCCUGAAAAACAUAGCAAACAGAAAAACGACAACUCGGCGGAUUUCAACUGCUAUUUAACAAUUAUUCCUCGAGCCCGAAUGAGUUCUGAGUCAAUAGCCCAUGAGGCGGAACGCCGAAUGGACUAUUGACUCAAAGGCCGUGAGGGCGAGAGGAAUAUUUUUUUUUUUUAGUAAAAUCCAACUAGUUGGUCAAAAAUAUUGAGACAAAACAACUUUAGCUAGUUAAAGCUAGGCUAGGCUAGUCUAAUAAAGUUAAGAAGGUCACUUUUUUUCCCACUCACUGAUUCUAGCUCACUUGAGAAUCUGCUUAAUGAUCGUCGCUGGAUUCGUUGGCAAGAGGAAUGUGCAGACUUACUUCAGCAACCAAAUGUUGUUGGCCAAAUGCGAAGAUUUCCGUAAGAACGACCUGCGGAAAGCUGAGCAGUUGCAUAAAGAGCUGAGACGUGAUGUGGAGUAUAAGCUGCCCUCCCUGAAAAAACAUCUGGCUGUGUUGGAUAUUGAGGUGUCGCUGUAUACUUCUUUGCACUCCCAUUCUGACUGA